Messenger RNA from Myxozyma melibiosi, 1852 nucleotides. RefSeq lists its product as uncharacterized. The record is from RefSeq and is a predicted model, not a curated record. Bases 281 to 1753 code for a protein of 490 amino acids. The transcript has a single exon. Lineage: Eukaryota; Fungi; Ascomycota; Lipomycetes; Lipomycetales; Lipomycetaceae.
UAGAGGGCAGGAGCGCAGAAAGGAAUGUCCGAACACGGAAAUUAUGGUUCAGCGUCUGCAGUCUGCACGCAGAGAGCGAGAAUCAAAUAAAACCCGGAAUUUUGCGGCGUUGAGCCUCUGGUCGUAGCCGUAUUCUGUCAACGCCGAAGGCGGAUGGACCUCUUCAAGCCAGCCGUGCGCAGCUGAUGAUGGCUAUAACUAUAACUGAGCCUGCCCUCGCGUCUGUGCCUGCGCCGUCUCUCCAGCGACCCCGCCGUGCUCUUUUCUUGCUCUCCUCACUAUGGCUCGCCCUCUUACUCUGAGGUCUACGACCGUGCUGGCCGUCAUGGUCCUCGUUGCCUGUCUGUGGUACUUCACUGGCGUGUACACUAUACAGUCUUGGACACUGGCCAAAGACUACGCCUGUGGGCCCUCAGAGAACCAACAGAAAUCUGAGAGCAGCGAGACCAUCAGCAGCAGCAACUUUGUCGACAAGGAAGCAGACAAUACAGACGUCGUUACAGCAUACGAAAAAUUGGCUGCAAAGUGCGAGGACCCUUAUCGUUUGCCUGGCUACCUUUACCUGCCAGAAUUAGAGGAGGAUUACAGAGAGACACGGUGGAUACCGUUUCGCGAUACAUUUCACGAACUACCGGCGCUAGCAGGGACAGUCUACCCGCCGGAGAACAACGACACAGAAGCGAUGCUACUCGCAAAUAACGAGAUAGGCUCCGAAUUCUUUGACGCAGCACCGACGUCAUGGAUGAAGAGGCUCGUAAUAUACCACAACAUUUCAAACAAAGUCGAGCAGGCGAAACGGCUCGAGAAGCCGCUCAUUCUCUCCACCCGCGAGCGAGAGAUAAUGAGACAGAUGAAGUGGGUCAACAAUCGGCGCGUGCUCUACGUCGGCGACUCAGUAGACCGGAUACCGAUUCUCUCGCUGUGUGAGGAGCUAGGGCUUGAAAUGGUCAGCGACGGAGGCCCCGUUCAUGGCAAACGGCAGACGACGGUGUACUGCCAUGUCCCGAGCAUCAAUUUCACAGUGGUUCAGUGGCACGUUCCGGGGAUGCUGACUUUCAGGCCAGACUGGUGGUGGGAGAAAGAAAUGUCAAUUGUGGCGUUCGAGGAGCGGUUCGAGGAGAUCUAUUUGAAGUACUCGCUUCCGUUGGCGAUCAAUCCUGCGGGAAAAGCGCCUGAUUUGGUGUUCGUGCAGACUGGGUUGUGGGACGAGCGAGCGAUUCGAUAUGCCGAAUAUUUUGCGGGAGAGCUAGAUGGUGAAGAGACUCCAAAUGCAAACAGGACUAGAAUACCGUGGAGUCUCACAACGCAGCUGACAUGGACUCAGCUACGGUUUAUCAACGUCCGUUUUCAAAAACUGGUGCAUAAGCUACAGGAUAUGUUUGGCGAGGAAACGCCGAUUAUGUAUCGGUCAUUAACCAUGAGAAAAGACAGCAAGCUAGCUGAUCUGCCAGUCAUAUCGAUUGAUCGCAUGCACCGGUCGAUGGCCAAGCAUCUAAACUUGGAGGUCUUUGACUGGGGUCGUCUGAUUUACGGGCAUUCAAACUACUUCAAGGAUCAGAUGCAUGUCCUUAGCGGGCCACUGACGUGGUUGUGGAACGAUAUGAUGCUUGGCUAUUUGUUCCGGGCAGCUGGAGGAGUCGAGGAACAGGGAAAGAUUGUGCAGUGGCCUGAGAUUGGAACAGCAAAGAGCUGGAACACGGGCGAGAACUGGAACAGGUGUCAUCGCUAUCUGACGGGAAAUGACAAUCGCUGAUAGCAUAAUCGAUGGAUAAAUAAUUAAUUGCGCAUUUGAAGCUGAAGACCACUUUGUGAACGUGUAAUAUAGACUAUUCAAUCAGAUACUUGCUUACUA